AUGAGAGGGUCGGAUUUGGCUUAUUAUCGAGCUGCCAAAGCGUGUCUGUCGUUAAAUUUGUUAUCGGAGGCGAUAUCUUAUUGUGAAAGUGGAAUAGGGAAAGAUCCAAGUAAUGAGGAGUUAAAGAAACUGUCAAAGCAGAUUGAUUUGAAGAAGAUGGAACAGGAGCAGCGUGAAGCUCAAGUUUCUAAGGCCCUUGUAGAGGCUAAGGACCUUGUUUCUGCCAUUGAAGGUAGAAGGUUGAAGAUUGGGAAGGCAAUGUACAGAGAACUUACUGGAUUAAGGAAGCCGGAAUUGGAUAAAAAUGGAAUUCUUCAUUGGCCUGUUUUGCUACUCUAUGCUGAGGUUAUGUCCAGUGAUUUUAUAGAGGAUUUCUGUGAAACUGAAAUGUUUUCUGCUCAUCUGGAUAUUAUGUUUUCAGAAAGUUGUCCCCCUUUACCGUGGGAUAAAGAAAACCAUUAUACCCGUGAAGCUAUUGAACUUUACUAUGAGGCUGGUUCCGGUGGGCAUCUGUCUAAGACCAAAAUUAUCCAUUAUCUUCUAGAAGGAACUGCAGCUUCUAAUGUGGAAAGUGUUGGAGAGGAAGAAAAGGAUGCAGUUGAUUGUUCUCCUUCUGGUGAUUCUGUAGGUGGUUCAUCCAAAUGGGUCAAAGUAAAUGAAAAAAGAACACUUCAUGAUGUGUUGAAAGAACCAAACUUCAUUAUCCCAAUGAUACCAGUCUUUUAUGUUGUUUCAAAACGAUCCUGCUUUGAUAAGGACUUCAGAGCUGGAAAAUGGGCACCUCCAAUGUAAAUGGAUUGUACAUGUUAGACAGCUAGUGUGUGGUUUGGUUGUUAUUGUGCCUUGACCAAGUCCAGGCGAGCAAUUUUUAGGUACUCCUAUACGCUAAAAUUAUGUACUCCAAGACAGCUAGUGUGUGCUCAUGAUGUUCACUGCGAAAGGUGUUGCUUGAACACUAAAAGUUAUGAAGCAGCUUUGAGUUUGCAAAGCCAUUUAAGUUUGUAGAAUUAUUUUCCAGGGGUUUUUCGUGCACUUUCAUAGUUGUCAUACUAAAACACAAACCGGAAGAAACUACAAGGAGUUUCUUUUACAGCUUUAACUUGAAUGGUGAAGUCUAUUUAUUUUCGCA
Molecule: messenger RNA, 1129 nt
Organism: Theobroma umbraticum
Lineage: Eukaryota; Viridiplantae; Streptophyta; Magnoliopsida; Malvales; Malvaceae
Source: RefSeq, a predicted model, not a curated record